This is a messenger RNA of Manis pentadactyla (Chinese pangolin), 7310 nucleotides long. Its product is annotated as bromodomain adjacent to zinc finger domain protein 2B-like. The transcript is spliced from 32 exons. NCBI's taxonomy places the organism in Eukaryota, Metazoa, Chordata, Mammalia, Pholidota, Manidae. The coding region runs from base 669 to 4565 and encodes 1298 amino acids. The record is from RefSeq and is a predicted model, not a curated record.
GCCGCUGGCCCGGCCAGACUUCAGAGACCUCGGCUGAGAAGCGGCUCCCUCUUCCGCGGAUCUGCGGUGGAGGGUCCAGAGCGGGUCCCGCUUCAGGGGAAAAGACGACAGCGACGGCUCUGCGGGCUGGAAGAACACCAACUGACCGAGAAAACUGUUAGGAAGAGGAGAAGAUGUGAUACAGGAACAUCGAGCCUAAGCUGAGAAGUGAGAUGGUGUGGAGACUGCGGCCGGAUGUGGAUCCCUGUGUUGUCCCACAAGUGGCUGGAAUCUCAAGUCUCUGGAAGUAUUCUGCCUGUCUUGGCUUUCCAACCCCACCGAUCCUCCAGAGCGCACCAUGUAUGGAAGACUGGUUAUACUGGUCUCACCAGGCUCUCUCUCUGGCGUUUGAGUGAUUUUGGACUGAACCAGGUUCUUCUUCCUUUUCAUGGUGAUAGAAGUGAUCCCUGGCGAGUGGUAUGUGUGUCAGGACCCAGGAGGCUGGGCUGCAACUUUGGGAUGACUUGGAGCGCAGUCCACCAGGAGGAAAAUGCUUCCCGCGUGGGGUCCUGACACCUGCACAUGGGGCUUUGCCAUUAUUUCUUCUGGAUGUUUCUGUAAGGAGAUUGUUUCUGUAGAGAAAUCCCACUUGAGCAUCAUAUACACAGUCAUAAAAUUCAUAUCAAGAAAUGGGACCAGCCAGUCUUCCCUGCAACCUGAGGCAAAGAGAAAAAUGUCAUACCCUAGGAAUGCAGUGGUGUCCUUUGAAAGAAGAGGAUGCCAUUCCCCAUGUGAGGGCAAUGGAAGCUCAUGGAGGAAGACCACCAGAUCCAGAGAGAGAGCGACCAGGAGAGGAUACCAGCGUGAGACAGCGAAGCGGUCGGCCUCCUGAUGUUGGCGGUGCUGAAUGUGUAGAUAACACAGAUGCCAAAUUGCUAAGACAACUGCAAGCUCAAGAAAAAGCCCGACAAGCUGCACAAAUAAAGCUUUUGAGCAAACUCCAAAAGCAGGAACAGGCUCGCAUUGCCAAGGAAGCUAAAAAACAACAAGCAAUAAUGGCUGCUGAGGAGAAGCGACAGCAAAAAGAGCAGAUAAACAUUAUGAAACAACAGGAAAGAAUUAAGAGAAUACAACAAAUCAGAAUGGAAAAAGAACUUCGAGCCCAACAAAUUCUAGAGGCUAAAAGGAUAAAGAAGGAAGAAGCUGCAAAAGCCAAAUUUUUGGAGGCUGAGAAACGAAAACAGGAAAGAAUUAAGAGAAUACAACAAAUCAGAAUGGAAAAAGAACUUCGAGCCCAACAAAUUCUAGAGGCUAAAAGGAUAAAGAAGGAAGAAGCUGCAAAAGCCAAAUUUUUGGAGGCUGAGAAACGAAAACAGGAAAGAAUUAAGAGAAUACAACAAAUCAGAGUGGAAAAAGAACUUCGAGCUCAGCAAAUUCUAGAGGCUAAAAGGAUAAAGAAGGAAGAAGCUGCAAAAGCUAAAUUUUUGGAGGCUGAGAAACGAAAACAGGAAAGAAUUAAGAGAAUACAACAAAUCAGAAUGGAAAAAGAACUUCGAGCCCAGCAAAUUCUAGAGGCUAAGAGGAUAAAGAAGGAAGAAGCUGCAAAAGCCAAAUUUUUGGAGGCUGAGAAACGAAAACAGGAAAAAGAACGGUCGAAGCAAGAAAAACGUGAUGGGAAAAGAUUAAAGAAAGAGCUUAAACUAGAGCAACGAAGAUUAGAAUUAGAAAUUGCAAAAGAACUAAAACGUGCUGGGAAAAGAUUAAAGAAAGAGCUUAAACUAGAGCAACGAAGAUUAGAAUUAGAAAUUGCAAAAGAACUAAAGAAGCCUAAUGAAGACAUGUGCUUAGCAGACCAAAAGCCUUUGCCAGAGUUGCCUCGUAUUCCAGGACUUGUUCUCUCUGGAAGUACAUUUUCAAACUGUCUCGUGGUGCUGCAGUUCUUAGGAGAGUUUGGUAAAGCUUUAGGCUUUAAUGGAAAUACUGAUGUUCCAAACCUGAGUAUUAUUCAAGAGGGAUUGCUGAAUCUAGGGGACAGCAUGGAUAAAGUACAAGACCUGCUUGUGAGGCUCCUGUCAGCUGCUGUGUGUGAUCCAGGUCUAAUUACAGGAUACAAGGCCGAAACAGCUCUUGGAGAACAUUUGCUGAAUGUUGGUAUGAAUCGAGACAAUGUUUCCGAGAUCUUGCAGAUCUUUAUGGAGGCCCGUUGUGGACAGACUGAGCUCACCGAAAGCCUGAGGACCAAGGCUUUUCAGGCCCACACUCCGGCCCAGAAAGCCUCGGCGCUGGCCUUCCUGAUCAGUGAGCUGGCGUGCAGCAGGAGGGUGGUGAGUGAAAUUGACAAGAACACUGAUUAUAUGUCAAACUUGAGGAGAGAGAAAUGGAUGGUAGAAGGUAAACUCCGCAAGCUCCGAAUCAUUUAUGCUAAGAAAGCAGGCAAGAGAGACACUUCAGGUGGCAUCGAUCUUGGAGAAGAGCAGCACGAGUCGGCCACCCCCACUGCAGGAUGCAAGCGAAGAAGGAAGGGCGGGGACAAUGACGCUGAUGGCAACAAGGAGGAGGAGGAGGAAGACAAGGAAGACAAAAAAGGAAAGAAAACUGAUGUCUGUGAAGAUGAGGAUGAAGGUGACCAAGCAGCAAGUGUUGAAGAGCUAGAAAAACAGAUUGAAAAGCUGAGUAAACAACAGAGUCAGUACAGAAGGGAGCUCUUUGAUGCGUCUCACUCUUUACGUUCGAUGAUGUUUGGCCAGGAUCGUUACAGACGUCGGUAUUGGAUUUUUCCCCAGUGUGGGGGGAUUUUUGUAGAAGGCAUGGAGAGCGCUGCAGGGCUGAAAGAAAUUGCAAAAGAAAGAAAAAAACUAAAAAAAGCAGAAAGCAUCCAGACCAAAGAAAUAUUUGAUACUUCUGACGACCCUUUAAAUUGUUCAAAUCCGGAUCAUUGUGAGCAAAAGGAAGAUCCUAACGAAAAAGAUAACACAAAUCUAAUUCUUCAGAAUCCUGGCUCUUUUUCCAAAUUAAGCAAGCUUUUAGAAGUAGCUAAGGUGCCUCCUGAGUCAGAUGUAACGACCCCCAAACCAAAGAGCGGUGCAGAUGGGUGCGCACUGCCUCACCAGAACCGUGGGAGACACUCACCGGGCAGCAUGCAGCCAACGGUGACACAGAACAGCGUGGAAGAGACAGACUCGAAUCUGGUCAGUACCGGUUCAGGUGGUGCAGGCAAGGUCUACAGUCCUCUCCCCAGGGACCAGUUGUUACUGCCAAGAACACCUUGGGAGGACACUUCCCUUACCCAAGCCGAUGCGCCAGCUGCUUCUUCACCAACUCCUCGGGCCCAGCCGCCCUCUAAGUCACCUGCAGCUCUUGAAGUAGCCAAACCAGUAGAUUAUCCUAGUCCAAAGCCUAUUCCAGAAGAAAUGCAGUUUGGCUGGUGGAGAAUUACUGACCCAGAGCAUUUAAAAGCUUUGCUCAAAGUGCUACAUCCCAGAGGCAUAAGAGAAAAGGCAUUACAAAAACAAAUUCAGAAACACCUGGAUUACAUCACUCAAGCCUGCAUCGAGAAUAAGGAUGUUACCAUUAUUGAAUUAAAUGAAAAUGAAGAAAACCAGGUAACUCGAGAUAUUGUGGAGAACUGGUCAGUAGAAGAACAAGCAAUGGAAGUGGAUUUGAGGAUUCUUCAACAGGUAGAAGAUCUGGAAAGGAGAGUCGCAUCAGCAAGUUUGCAAGUAAAGGGUUGGAUGUGUCCAGAACCGGCAUCAGAAAGGGAGGACUUGGUCUAUUUUGAACAUAAGUCAUUUUCUAACUUGUGCAAGGAGCACGAUGGAGAAUUUACUGGCGAAGAAGAAAGCAGUGCGCAUGCACUAGAGCGGAAGAGUGACAACCCCCUAGAUAUAGCUGUAACCAGGCUCUCUGAGUUGGAGCGAAACAUUGAAAGAAGGUAUCUGAAGAGCCCCUUAAGUACCACCAUUCAGAUCAAACUGGAUAAUGUGGGCACAGUUACUGUCCCUGCUCCUGCACCAUCCAUUAGUGGUGAUGAUGACAGAAUUGAAGAGGACAUUGUUCCCGGUCUCAGGGUAUGGCGAUGGGCAUUAUCAGAAGCUCGCAGUGCUGCACAGGUGGCUCUGUGCAUUCAGCAGUUACAGAAAUCCAUAGCAUGGGAAAAAUCAAUUAUGAAAGCUGCAAGUUCACUGAAAAGGGGCCGCAAAGACAGAAAAAGGAAAAUAGAGGAAAACACCUGCAGUACUGGAGUAAAACAAGAAAGCUGUACUCGUGGAAAGAAACUGAAACAGGACAACUCUGACCUGACUCUUGGCAGUACAAGCCCUACUAAAAUGCAAACUCGUCUCAAUAAAGACAUGAAAAAAAGAAAAAUAGAGGAAAACACCUUCAGUAACUUACCAAACCAGGAAAGCUUUAAUUCUGUAAAGAAAAUGAAGCAAGACCACUCCGACCUGACUCCUUCCAGUACCCUUACUGAAAUGGACAGUCAUGAAGACGCACGGCCUUUUGUAGAACUGCCGGAGCGCAGCACACGGAGUCGUCUGCGUUUCCGCCUCAGGGAUGGAAGACACGUUGUUAUUAAAAAUGCGUAAGCAGCUUUAUAAUAACGUGUGGUAUCUGGGGGUCUCAUCAACAAGAAAUAAAGUGGUUAAACACACACACGGAACAGUCUUUCAAGAAUGAUCAUUUUCUUUUAAACAAAUACAACAUCCCUGAAAAAAGGAAAGCUUGGUGUGCACAUUGGCUACUUUGGGCUGGUGUUUUCAUCACUGGUGGUACAUACUCAGCAGGAGCAGCUGGGCAGGAAGUAGUGGGCAUGGUAUGAAAAUGGCAGUUGGCCCAGUAAUCAUUGUCACUGUACCUGUGGGUAUCAUUUGUUCUGUGACUGACUUGCACUCGAGGUGCCCUAGGUUGAGUGUAUCCUCAAGCCCCUGGCACGGUGCUCCUCAAAUAACCAAAGUCCUCCUAAGCCUCUGCUGCCACCCAGUUACAGGUAUCCACAGCAUACUUUCAUUCGGAUGCACGAGGCCUUCACCGUAACCACCAUCAUUUCAGUCCUGAUUGCUCUGCAGAUUAUAGAACCCGGGCCUACCCUCAAGUUUAUAUUUCGAUUGCCAUUCAAGUGGUAAUCAAUGAAUGAUAACCAAUGAGUGCUCUACUGUUAAACCCAGGGUAUCAUCAAUUUGAAAUAAUAUGUAGAGAAUAAAGUAAUGUUUAUUUAGUUGUUAACCAUAGUGAAAAUCAAGUGAAAUUUAUCCAUGGGUAUGGGGAUAUCUUGAACUCAGAAGAAUUAAGUCAUCAUAAAUGCACAGUGAUCUCUUUUCCUUGUUUCAACCUCAAAAUGAAAUUUGUUAAAAGCACUAAUUUUAAAAUGAGGGAAUCUAAUCUGCCUUUGGUACCUUAUGCACCCCCUCUGUGCUCCUUUUUUCCAUUUCUUCCACCCCCAAUACCUUUUCAAAAAAUUUAAAAUCCUAUUAAUUUAGCCUCUCAUUAAACACAUCCUCAACAAGGAAAUCUGAUAUCAAUCAUUUACUCCUUAUUGUAAGUUUUAUUUGUGGGCUUCUUUCAACGUUAUUUAUAUCUUAAGUAUUUCCAUUUAAGAAAUGAAAGAAGUUUGUGUUGUUAAAAUAAUUUAAUUACAACUAGAAGUUAAGGGAGGUAUUCUAAGAGAAUCAAAAUUUUCCUUCCAGAGAAAUAUGACUGUCAUACAACACAGGGAAACUAGUAGAGCCUUAUCUACUAGGAAUUUCACUUCAAUAAGAUCUCUUAGGCUUGCUUGGGCCGUUUUAUAACUCUACCUUUAAAAAAAGACUUUUUUUUUUGGUUUCACUUAUCUACAGUUACAUGAAGAACAUUAUGUUCACUAGGCUCCCCCUUCACCAAGUCCCCACACACACACCCCUUCACAGUCACUGUCCAUCAGCAUAGUAAGAUGCUGUAAAAUCACUACUUGUCUUCUCUGUUGUACAGCCCUCCCCUAGCCCCCCCCACUACACAUGCUAAUUGUAAGGCCCCCUUUCUGUUUCCCCACCCAUCCUCCCCAGUCCCUUUCCCUUUGGUUUCUGUUAGACUGUUCGUGGGUUCUGUGAUUCUCUUGCUGUUGUUUUGUUCCUUCAGUUUUUCUUUGUUCUUAUACUCCACAUAUGAGUGAAAUCAUCUGGUUCUUGUCUUCCUCUGCCUGGCUUAUUUCACUGAGCAUAAUACCCUCUAGCUCCAUCCAUGUUGUUGCAAAUGGUAGGAUUUGUUUUCUUCUUAUGGCUGAAUAAUACUCCAUUGUGUAUAUGUACCACAUCAUCUUUAUCCAUUCAUCUACUGAUGGACAUUUAGGUUGCUUCCAUUUCUUGGCUAUUGUAAAUAGUGCUGCAAUAAACAUAGGGGUGCAUCUGUCUUAAAAAACAUUUUUUUUUUAAACUUCAACUAUAUAAAAUUGAGGUAAUUCCUCUAAUUUCCUUGAGCUCUUCAGUUUCCUUCCCCCAUAUAUAGAUAGCCUUAAUGUCUUUCCAGUCAACCUUUUAUAUAUUUAUUUAGCAACAUGUAUCUUUAAAAAUAGGUAGUGUCAAAUGCUGGGCAUAGAAGCCACAGGGCAUAAAUCUGUAAAGAAGUAAAAAGCUAACCUUUUCAAAGAAUAUUGCUUCUCUCUCACUUACCAACUUUACAUUUCCCUGUAUGGCCCCGGAAGAUGACUGGUUAGCCAGAGACAGGUAAGAUUCCUCAAGGGAGGAACAACCUAAGACAGGCACAGUCACAGGGGGGCCAUCAGGUGAGAAAUUGGGGAUCAACAGAGGUGAGGCUUAGAACCUCACCCCCCAUUUUGAGAGAAAUCUGCAUCUGUGGAUGUUUUGUUGCCCUUGUCUAGCUUGGAUUAAUACUUAGUCUAUAGGCACAGACCUGAUCAUCUACAUUUGCCCUCUUACAGCACUAAACUAUCUUUUCUACCUUUAUCUUGCAUCUACCUACCACUUCAGCAUUUUAUUAAAAAAAGAAUAAGGGAGAAAUGUGGGAUUCACAUAUAAAUCAAGUAUAAAAAUCAAACGAAUAAUCAUAUCUGACUUGAUUGUUUAUAGUUCAUGAUGCGUGAUCAAAACUGAAAGUUUCUGUGAUAUGAGUGCCCUUGCACACUGUUCACCAUGUAAGAACUUAUUCACUAUGUAAGAACUUGUUCACCAUGUAAGAACUUGUUCAUUAUGCUUCAGAAGAUUGGAGACUGUUGAGAAUUAGGCUUGGGUUUGAUUAAUGAUUGUGCAUUGAGUCCCCUAUACAGAAUUUUAUUGUUAACAACCAUUUGAUCAAUAAAUGAGAGAUGCCCUCUCAAAAAAAAAAAAAAUGUAGUGUCAGUG